Molecule: messenger RNA, 1046 nt
Organism: Cyprinus carpio (common carp)
Lineage: Eukaryota; Metazoa; Chordata; Actinopteri; Cypriniformes; Cyprinidae
Product: protein phosphatase 1K, mitochondrial-like
Exons: 5
Coding region: 267-875 (202 amino acids)
Biological process (GO): protein dephosphorylation
Molecular function (GO): cation binding; protein serine/threonine phosphatase activity
Source: RefSeq, a predicted model, not a curated record
AACGAAACGGAGGGAUCUGAUUGGCUCAUGUGUUGUUGGCGCAGCUAAGCCUAAAAACGACACUGAGAAGAAAUGACCUAACGUUACUGUUUGAUAUUACAUAUACAUUAAACAAGGUUAAACAAGGACAUACCAGAUCUAAUUGUUAUCAUACAAAGAGAACUCCUGGUCAAGACAGAAGAUUUACAGAAACCAGCUUACCUACAUUCUGCACUGAUUUUUGAAGUGUGUUUAAGGGCCAGUUGUUCUGUAUCCUGCCACUGAGUAUGUCAGUGGCUCUUCUCGUGCGAUAUGCCGUGUUCAGCGGAUCCCGUGUUUGCUGCAAGGCUGUCCUUGGCAUAACCAGCAUCCACCAAGAAGACCCGAGAAGGGCUCUACACACUCCAUCAUCUCCUCGGUGCAGCAACUCUCGCUUUGAUCCAGACAGCAGUGGCUGUCCGACUACCUGGGACUCCUUUGGGAUCUGGGACAACCGUAUUAAUGAGCCCAUCUCGCUUCCGUCGAGCAUCCGAUAUGGUAAACCUAUUCCCAAAGUUAGCCUGUCCAAGGUGGGCUGCGCUUCACAGAUCGGCCAGCGGAAGGUGAACGAAGACCGCUAUCAGCUAUCGCAGAUGACGGACAGCAUCAUAUACUUUGCAGUGUUCGAUGGGCACGGAGGUGCAGAGGCUGCUGAAUUCUGCCACAAAAACAUGGAGAAGCAUAUUAAAGAUAUUGCUGAGGAGGAGGAUAACUUGGAAUUAGUUUUAACCAAAGCAUUUCUUGAGGUUGACAAAGCGUUAGCAAGGCAUCUUCACUUCAGUGCAGAUGCCGCGGACCCAGCUUACCCCUAUAAGAGCUGCAGCUCUGCGGUACCUUUAUGGAGGCCGGAGGGUUAGAUUGCUCCAGCGGGUCCUUGCGUGGACUUUUGGAAGCCUCUUUGUUGAGUGCAGGGACGACGGCCACAGUGGCCCUGUUGAGAGAUGGGAUCGAGCUGGUGGUGGGCAGUGUGGGGGACAGCCGAGCCAUGCUGUGCCGCAAAGGCAAGGCCCUCAGACUCACUGUGGAUC